This is a messenger RNA of Lodderomyces oxycetoniae, 2115 nucleotides long. RefSeq names its product apyrase. The transcript has a single exon. NCBI's taxonomy places the organism in Eukaryota, Fungi, Ascomycota, Pichiomycetes, Serinales, Debaryomycetaceae. Gene Ontology annotation, biological process: UDP catabolic process. Gene Ontology annotation, molecular function: UDP phosphatase activity; GDP phosphatase activity. The record is from RefSeq and is a predicted model, not a curated record. The coding region runs from base 1 to 2115 and encodes 704 amino acids. Gene Ontology annotation, cellular component: Golgi apparatus.
AUGUCAGAAGUCGUCGACAUUCACACCGAUGAUUCGUCUAAAAAGGAUAAGGACAAUAAAUAUGGUAUUGUUAUAGAUUCAGGUUCAUCUGGAUCGCGGAUUCAGGUGUAUAGGUGGAAAAAUCCAGCUGUGCUUGCUCAAUCGAGUGAUGAGACUAUUCUUCAAUCGCCUCCAAAAAUAUUCCAAGGGAAAGAUUGGACAAAGAAGAUAAGUCCCGGGAUUUCAAGCUACGGUUUAAAGGGGAAAGUUAAAAAAAUAUGGUUGAAGCAUUAUCUGGAGUUGAUGAAAUUUGCAGAGUCGAUUGUACCAGUUGAAAAGCAAGCGGAAACACCAGUUUUUGUAUUGAGCACGGCGGGGAUGAGGCUUUUACCCAAGAAAACACAAGAUGCGAUUUUAUUGGAAACUUGUAGGAGCAUCAAAAGCAAUACAAAUUUCUAUUUGCCCGACUGCAGCUCAUUUGUGCAGAUAAUCGAUGGCUCUACAGAAGGUAUCUACGGCUGGCUAGGGUUAAACUAUUUAAUGGGUCUGUUUCAAAAUUACGAUUCGAAAAAAACCACUAAUCACGAGUCGAUUGGUUUUAUGGAUAUGGGCGGCGCAUCGACGCAAAUUGCAUUUGUACCUUCUUCUCUGGAACAGAUUGAAAAACAUAAGGAAGACUUGUCAUCAGUAACAAUACGCAACAUUAAUGGGGAAACUCAGGAAUGGAAUGUUUUUGUUGCCACUUGGCUAGGGUUUGGCGCAAACGAGGCCCGCAAGAGGUAUAUCGAGCAAAUGAUUACUUUGGCGUCAGUAAAUGAAGAACUUCAUAACAACAUCAACGAUCCUUGUCUUCCAAAAGGUGCAUCCAUUACCUAUGAGUUUCAAGGAAGGCCAUACAAAAUCAGCGGAGUUGGAAAUUUCGAAAUGUGUACUAGAUCAAUUUAUCCAUUGUUGAUGAAAAGCAUCCCGUGUGAAGACGAACCCUGUCUCUUUAAUGGGAUUCACGGGCCCAAAUUGGACUUUGAAAAGGAUAAAUUUGUUGGAAUAUCCGAAUAUUGGUAUACCGCAAAUGACAUAUUUCAAAGUGGUGGCGAGUAUGACUACAAAACUUUUAACUUGAAAGCAAAGGGAUAUUGUGAAAGCAACUGGGAGCAAAUAUUGAUAAACGCAAAGAAUGGCCAGUACUCGGGGUUGGACCCAGAUAAGUUCUUGAAGGAUGCUUGUUUUAAAGCAACCUGGGUGAUGAAUGUGUUGCAUGACGGGUUUGAACUACCCAGACUCGGGAUUGAAUUGAACCGAGAGGAAAGCGGUGAUGCGGAUGUAAAUGAUGUUACAGAAAAACACGUUCCGUUUAAAUCUGCCGAGUCCGUAGGCGGCGAGGAAUUAUCAUGGACUUUAGGCAAAAUAUUGUUGUAUGCAUCAUCACAGAUUGAGCUGUCUAAUAAGGAUAGUGGUAGUAUGAAAAUUGGAAUCCAGCCCAGUGAUAUUUCAGGCAAUUCCUUUAUACCGGGUGGCACUACAAUUGGCAAAGAGUAUUUCAAUGAGGAAGAUUAUAGCGAUGAUGAAAAGGAUAGCGCUUUUGGUCAUGCGGUUUACUCGAUUUUGUUUUUUUUGUUGUUGAUUUUUUUCAUUUACAACUUCGGUAAAGGUCAUUUUGGGAAAUGGAAAAAUGGGAUUCACAGGUUUCAUUUUCCGCCAAGAGAGCUCAAGAUGCGAAUAAAUUCUGCACUUUCCAAGGUUCCAGUCUUUGGCAGAUUUCUCAAGCUUACUGGCUCGUACCAAGAGUUGGAACGAGAUAUCAACUUAGAAGAAGGAAUUGGGUUUAACGGUCAGAGUGGGUCACCAUUAAAAAAUACCGUCCCGCAUCUGUCAGUGUUGAGGACACGGCUGGCAAUUGAUAUAAACGAUGAAUACGAGUCCUCCACGCGAGUCUCUCCUGUACAAAAUGUAUCAAAUACGGCGAAUAAUUUGCAUUUUAAUCCUAGAGUCAAUAAUUUUUUGAACAAACCAUUUGUUGUUCCCAAGAAGAAUGGACAACCAUAUUAUUUUUUUUCAGAGAACAACAAUAGUAGAGAGUCACUUUCUAGAAACCCAACUGGCUCAUCCAUUGUGCGAACAAAAAGCUCUAUGGAGUAA